CCCUCCCUCUCUCUAAAUUUCCCUGCCUUCCUCCCUUCCUUCUUUUGUGGUUGAUAUAUAGAGCAUGCAAACAUAGUGAGAGUAAUUAACUGGGUGAUCUGAUAAACUAUUAUAGUGCCAUUGCUCCAUAGGUAAAGAACACAUUGUGGGGACUUUUAUGUUCCUCUCGGACAGUGCAGUAGCGCUGUCCACAGACAGCGUGAGUUCUGGCCUCAGAGGCAAUUAAUCUACCCCUCUACCCCUCUGGGUCAUUAUAAAUCCUCUAGACCAGCUUUUCUCAAACAUUAAUUUGCAUGCAAAUUGCCUGGGGAUUCUGUUACCUGUUCGGCAGGUCUAGGUAAGAACUGACAUGCUGCGUCACUAACAAGUUCCUGGGUUCUGCUGCCACUGCUGAUGCAUGGACCACUCUUUGAGAAGCAAGAAUAAAGAAAAGUUUUCUUUUUUAACAUUCUCACUUUUAUGUCUGACUAUUAAAUAAUAACACUUAUUCUAAAACAAAACAAAAACCACCCCAUGUUCUGAAGCAAUAAGAGCUCAGAAAUUCUAUUUCUAAUUGAGGAGAAAGUUAUAAAAAUAGCCUCUUUCCUCCCACCUCACCCUUAAGCAUGCUGCUGUGUUUUACUUUUCCCAGGCAGUUUUCUUAGCUGUGAUUCCUACUGCUGCCAUUGUCUGUCCAGUCACAUCCAGAAGAAGGUUCACAGUUACAUGGAUCUCCUGGGAAAACAUUUAGUGGAAAAGGGGGCAAGUAGAGUUAAUGACUGUUUUGGGGUGAGUCCUACCUUUCUUAUCUUCUUUUAGGUCCUCUUCUUUAAAAAAGAGAGUCUAUUCUUACAGAAAUAAUCUUUCCUUUUGAAGACAGAAGGGUCAAGGUUUUUGUUUGUUUGUUUGUUUUCCUUUCUCUUCCCAUUGAUACCCCUAGGAAGCACAAAUUGGGGUAUCAACUGCCAAUGACUUCUUAUGGGGAUAGUUGAAUAGCCUACGAAACAUUCCAGUCUAAUAUCCUAUGGCUCAACAAUUAUUUCCCUAUAUGUUAUCUUUGUUUAAGAUACAUUGAGGUGUAAGGUAAAUGCUACUUCAGUUAAAGACUUUUUCUACCAAACACAGUGAGGAGGAACAAAAAUCUCAUACUUUCUCUAUAAGUUGGCUUUCCCCUCAACUCCUUGCAUUAUUUACCCCAAAGAAAACUGCAAAAUGGUGCUAGAAUCAUCUGUCACAUAGGUCUAUCUUCCCUGAGUUGGAGUCUAUUCUAAUUCUGACCUGGCAUCUAUCUUGUUUACAAAAGUUUUCAGUGUCUCUACUCUGAUGGAGCUCAUUCCAAUCUACUUUUAACAUUUCUUAAGAGCAGGAACAAAUGGGAGCAAAUGUUUGUGUGCUUUUUUGCUGUUUUAAAGGGAGCCAAGGGAGUCUACACAAUUAGUAUUUAUGUGGCAAGAGUUAGUCCUAGGCUAGGAAUAAGCUAAAGGUGGUGAAAAGUGUUCUGUGUAGCACGCGCUAAAUUCUGGUCACACCACGCUUUCAGAUAAUUCAGAGUCUCCUCUCUAUCCUUGCAGACUACUCAUCCUGCCCCUAGUACAGAUAGUUUAUAUCUGUAAGUUGGCUAAUAUUUAAAGAAAGUCAAUGAAUUCGGGGUCACUUUGUUACCCACAGGUCUGAUGUUCCGUAGCCAGUACUUAUGCAGAAGUCCUACAAACCAUAAUGGCCAAUCUGAAAAUUCAUCCAUCAGAAAAAAGACUCUUUCUGUAAGCAAUGGCCUCAGUUUUGCUUCUCUUUUGGAUGAACACCACCACAUAGGGCCUGAAUGUGAAAGAAGACCCUCUAUUUGUCUGUUCCGGGGCAGUCUGGUAGUAAAACACCGUUGAAUGGGACACAGUUUCAGCAGACCAUCAGGUGAAUGGGACCAGUCUCCCUUCUUCCAAAAUAUCAGAAGUUAAGCACUUGGAACGGAGAUUUGGCCAAGAUGACCCAUUUACAGGCUGGACUCAGUCCAGAGACUAUAGAGAAAGCUCGCCUGGAACUGAAUGAAAACCCAGAUGUUUUACAUCAGGAUAUUCAGCAAGUCAGGGACAUGAUCAUCACCAGGCCUGACAUUGGAUUUUUACGUACAGAUGAUGCCUUCAUCCUGAGAUUUCUCCGAGCCAGGAAGUUUCACCAAGCGGAUGCCUUUAGACUCCUGGCUCAGUAUUUCCAGUACCGCCAGCUAAACCUGGACAUGUUCAAAAACUUCAAGGCAGAUGAUCCCGGCAUUAAGAGGGCUCUGAUCGAUGGAUUCCCUGGGGUGCUGGAAAACCGAGACCAUUACGGCAGGAAGAUUCUUUUGCUGUUUGCAGCCAAUUGGGAUCAGAGUAGGAACUCCUUCACAGACAUCCUUCGUGCCAUCUUGCUGUCGUUGGAAGUCCUAAUUGAAGAUCCGGAGCUUCAGAUAAAUGGCUUCAUUUUAAUUAUAGACUGGAGUAAUUUUUCCUUCAAACAAGCCUCCAAACUGACACCUUCAAUCCUUAAACUGGCCAUUGAAGGGUUGCAGGACAGCUUUCCUGCCCGCUUUGGAGGAGUCCACUUUGUCAACCAGCCCUGGUACAUUCAUGCCCUCUACACACUCAUCAAGCCAUUUCUUAAAGACAAGACCAGAAAACGGAUUUUCCUGCAUGGAAACAAUUUAAACAGCCUUCACCAGCUAAUACACCCUGAAUUUUUGCCCUCUGAGUUUGGAGGAACUCUUCCUCCUUAUGACAUGGGAACUUGGGCCCGGACGUUACUCGGUCCUGACUACAGCGAUGAAAAUGACUAUACUCACACAUCCUAUAAUGCAAUGCAUGUGAAGCAUACAUCCUCAAAUCUGGAGAGAGAAUGCUCACCCAAGCUGAUGAAAAGAUCUCAGUCUGUGGUAGAAGCCGGGACCCUGAAACAUGAGGAGAAGGGAGAGAAUGAGAACACUCAGCCACUCCUGGCUCUGGACUGAACCCUGAGUCACACCAAUGCUCCCGCACACUGGCCUUCAGUGGUAUCAGCCACCCAGGAAGCACAUGUGCAACUGACCCACACAGACACGUGUGUUCUGCUUGACACAAGGUCCUCCACUCCUGACCCCCUGCAGUGACUGUCACCAGCCAUCGGUCUGAGCAGCCAAAGUUGGACAAAGACUUGAGAGAUGCUUUUUUUUUCCCCCCACCACAGUGAGGGGACUGGAGGAUGAUGCAAGGCAUUUAUGUAAAAAAGAUUAUCCUUCCUAUUUAUGGUAGUAAACAAAUUGAAAAAAUAAAAAACUAAAUUUGAUGCACACACUGCAUUAGGACAAGAAUUUUUCUGGGGUAUCACACAAGGACCCUCUCUGGUUUUUGAAAAUUAAGUGCAUUUCCAAGUAAAUGUAUCAGAGUUAAACUGUGCAGACACCACUGUCAAGUUUCAUGUAGUACAAAGCCCUGAGACAAUAGCAUCUCUGGUAAUUUCCAUUCUUACUGAAUUAUUUCCUUUGACCUCAUCACCAGCAUUGAAUCGUUCAGCCUAAGAGCAUGUUCUCAUAGGUCUGGGUAUUUGCAAAGUUUGCUUAUUUUGAUAUCCUGCAAAAAAAUUAUUUUGAUGUCACAUCUCUUGUCAGGCCACUAGCUGACUGUCAUGAGCUGACUUUAAAGGAAGACACACGCACAUGAAAUACAAUUAUUUCAUCUGAGCAAUGUGAGUUUCCCCCACAGGCAGUUCAAGAGCCCAUUAGUGCAGCGUGUGUCUGCAGAGGAGCUGUCUCACUGAAAACACAUGUCAGUGAUUAAUGAAUCCAUUCCAGUUGUCUCAACUGGUCACUACAGCAAAGAAAAGUGCUAUCAAACCAUUUACCCCUUGUCCCCAACCCUCCUGCAACCAUUAAAGAUGUGGAGAAAGAACGUGGUUGUUGCUCCGAGGGUAAAUAUUCAAUCAUGGAGCAAGACCCAUAUGGAUGGUUAAAUAUGCAAGUACUAAAUAAGAGAAGACUAGAAAUGCAAGAUGAAAUGUCAAAGGUCAUUUUAUUUACCUAUUCUCCUUAGAAAUGGAGUCCCUAACUAUCCAUUCAAAAGAAAUCAGAUAUAAAAUAAACGGACAUCAUAUGAUAUGAUAUUCUUACUUGUGCCAUGUUUUCCAAGACCGGUGCAUAUUUUUAGAUAUCUCUUAUUUGCCCAGCCAUCUGUAUGACAUGGGUAUUUAUUAGUAUGACCAGUUGGUGCUCAAUGUCAAACAAAAAUAUUUUAGUUAAUAAUGGGCAGUAAAAUAUGAUUUUACAUUUUAAAUAUUUGGGAGAGUUAAUUUGUUAGCUAAAUAAUUCAAGGGAAAGAGAUUAUUCAACUCGUCAAAUCACCCCUGAUAAUGUUAUUACUAAUCUUAAUUAUUGAUUACAUCUCUUUCCCAAUGGAUCUAAUAUUUUAAUUUUUUUUCCCUAUUGGUAGAGAAUAAUAACAGAAGUAAUUUUCAUAUUAUCCCUUGGAGAAAUAAAGUUGAAACAGAAUUAAAAAUACUUCUCAAACAGCUGUAUCACAAUAUAAAUUAAAUUAAUUCAUUUUUGUGUAGACAUUGGAAAUCACAAAAAUAAUAACAUUGAAAUAAUUCUACCAAUGCAGUGACAGAAACACUUUUCUUAUGUACCAAGACAUAGGUAAGAGAAAGAAAGAAUUAAAGUGAAUUAGAAAAUCCAUUUUAUUGCUUGGGUUUAAAAUAGUUAUGGGAUACAAGUAUUUACAAUGCUAUUGGAGUCAAUUAUUGACAACACUUUGCAACAGUAAUGCCAUUUCUAGUUUUUCAAUUGGCAAUACUUAGAACCCUACUGUAGUGACCUGAUUUUAAAUACCAUAUUUACUAAGUUAAGAGCUAGUUUUUACUCUCUUCCAUAAUUUCAUUACAUGAAUGUAAGAUGAUGGCUCAACAAUGAUGACUUAUAGUUUGAACUUCUUUAUGUGUAUGCAAUAUACAUAUGAGAACCAAAUUCAACAAGUGACGCGAAUGUUACUACAUGAGCAUUGAAUUGUAUUGCCCUUGUCAGUUAUUUCCUCUGUUCAAUAAAUACUGAAGGACACAA
Cercocebus atys (sooty mangabey) is the source of this 5035-nucleotide messenger RNA. It is a transcript of the gene CLVS1, whose product is annotated as clavesin 1. Gene Ontology annotation, cellular component: membrane. The transcript is spliced from 6 exons. NCBI's taxonomy places the organism in Eukaryota, Metazoa, Chordata, Mammalia, Primates, Cercopithecidae. The record is from RefSeq and is a predicted model, not a curated record. Gene Ontology annotation, molecular function: phosphatidylinositol bisphosphate binding. Bases 1892 to 2956 code for a protein of 354 amino acids.